CGGAGCGAGCGAGGCCAGCUCUGCAGAAGGCGGCGGCUAGUUCGCCGGGACGGCCACAUCCCGCUGCAGGGGCCAGCGGAGGCAGCCGCACUGCCUCCCGCCCCGGGUACCCAGGCCAGCGGCCAGCCGCGCCGGAACCGCCCCUUGCUCACCGACAGACAGCACCGCCGGUCGGAGCUCUGGGGGCCCCGCAGCCCCGCAGCCCGCCCCCGCUACGCCUCCGCCCUCUGCUUGCAGCUCGGUCCCGCGCUGCCCGCGCUGGCGGGCCCGCUUCAGAAUGGGGUAGGGGCAACAUCACCAAGUCGGGCGAUGGGCCGCCCACUGGGCACCGAGCAGCCCCCCGAGGCCUGACCGACCGCAAGGACCGGCGGAGGAGCCCCGCCUGGAUGUCAAGCGGAUGCCCCAGUGCCUCCUAGCGGACUCGGUGGGGACCAUGGCUUCGCUGAUGCCCCUCUCCCCGUAUCUAAGCCCCACCGUCCUCCUGCUGGUCAGUUGUGACCUGGGCUUUGUGCGAGCAGACCGGCCUCCAUCUCCUGUGAAUGUGACAGUCACUCACCUCAGAGCCAACUCAGCCACUGUGUCCUGGGACGUCCCAGAAGGCAACAUCGUCAUUGGCUACUCCAUUUCCCAGCAACGACAGAAUGGCCCCGGACAGCGUGUAAUCCGGGAGGUGAACACCACCACUCGGGCCUGUGCCCUCUGGGGCCUGGCUGAAGACAGCGACUACACAGUGCAGGUCAGGAGCAUUGGCCUUCGGGGAGAGAGCCCCCCAGGGCCCCGGGUGCACUUCCGAACACUCAAGGGUUCUGACCGGCUGCCUUCAAAUAGCUCAAGCCCAGGUGACAUCACAGUAGAGGGUCUGGAUGGAGAGCGGCCACUGCAGACAGGGGAAGUGGUCAUUAUCGUGGUGGUGUUGCUCAUGUGGGCUGCUGUCAUCGGGCUGUUCUGCCGUCAGUAUGAUAUCAUCAAGGACAACGAUUCCAACAACAACCCCAAGGAGAAAGGGAAGGGGCCAGAACAGAGUCCUCAGGGAAGGCCAGUGGGGACAAGACAGAAAAAGUCACCAUCCAUCAACACCAUUGACGUAUGAGUGAAGAAACAGAACCAGAAAAGAGAUGCACUACGAACCUGGGGAUGGGGAUGGGGCCAGGGAGAGCCUAAGAUGGAGAUCUGCCCAAGACUAAAGGAUCCCACAGUCUCCCAGAAGAUAGUGACACUUCCACAAUCUCAGGCCUGGUACCCAUCCUCUUUCCACUGUGAGAAGGGCCAGAAGGUAUGUCUGUUAGGGUCUGUGCCUCUGAACCUGGGGAGUGGAUAUCAGAUGGGAUAAGUCCUUCCAUUCCCCAGGUCCAAAGGAGAAUCACUUGUUAAACCCAAUCCCAUUAGGUCCCAAAUGGGGCCCCCAUUUCACUUGUAUCACGACUCUCAGCAUCCUCAACUGCCCCCACAUCUUGCCUCUGGAUCUCAGAGAGGGGUGUUUCUGUGGGUACUCCUCCUCCCCAGCAAAUAAAAGGAACGGUCUGAGCUUAGAGACAGACGCUGCACUGCACUACUCCAAUGUCUUCCAUGGAGCCUCAGGUGCUCCCCUGUCACCUGGCAGUACCCCCAGCUGCUGGUGAUCUCACCCCUUGGACAUUUUUCCAAUAAAGGUUCUUGGACAAACUGGA
This is a messenger RNA of Rhinolophus ferrumequinum (greater horseshoe bat), 1667 nucleotides long. It is a transcript of the gene FNDC4, whose product is annotated as fibronectin type III domain containing 4. Lineage: Eukaryota; Metazoa; Chordata; Mammalia; Chiroptera; Rhinolophidae. The record is from RefSeq and is a predicted model, not a curated record. Gene Ontology annotation, molecular function: protein binding. The transcript has 7 exons. The coding region runs from base 398 to 1090 and encodes 230 amino acids.